Messenger RNA from Hydra vulgaris (swiftwater hydra), 1023 nucleotides. The record is from RefSeq and is a predicted model, not a curated record. Lineage: Eukaryota; Metazoa; Cnidaria; Hydrozoa; Anthoathecata; Hydridae.
AUGCCUACAUUUGCCAAAAACCAUGAAGAAUGUAGAAAAUCUGUUUGUGUUAUCUGUAUGAAGAAAGGUGAUCAAGAAUUGACUGAAAACUUCAAAGCUAAAAUUCUUCAACAAAUUCAGAAAGAAAUCAACUUCAAUGAUGACAGAGUACCAUUGGCGACCUGCAUCUCCUGCAGAUCUCACAUUGGAAAGCUGUGUGAUGGUAAAACAAAUGUUGUGCCUCAGAUUUAUGACUUUGAAUCAAUUUCGAUCAAGCCUCUUACUCGUUUUUCUACAGUCUGUGAGUGCUUGAUUUGUAAGAUUGCCAAACUCAAGGGAAAAGAAAGGCAUCCAUUAAGCAAGUGCUUGUCAGUUAUUGGUCGUGGACUUCCUCACUACUGCACUCCUGGAACACGCCAUGAAAAUUUGAGAAGAAUGGCUGCCUCUGAUCCCAUUGGUGCAGAGCAAGUUGCAGCAACAGUUUUGGGAUCAAAAAGUGCAUCUCCUCAUGGCACCAUCAGACUCAGUCAACCUUGUGGAAAGCUAUUGCCAUUGAGAAAAGGACCUUCAUCAGCACAGCAACUUUUCAAAGAGCCUCUCACAACGCAGAAUAUGGUUCAAAUUCAGCAGAAUAUAGGACUUUCAAACAAUGGGAUGAGAAAACUUGGAUCGGCACUAAAUCAAAUCAGUCCUAUCAGAUUGGUGGAGCCAAGUUUUCAGCAAAAAUUCGCUCAAGCAAGCCAAAAACUUUGUGAUCACUUCACUGUGAGCAGCAUCACUCUUGCUGAAAACAAUCAAAUAUCCCAAGUUGUGCAUUGUCAAAACCUCAGUAGUCUUAGUGAUGUCUUCUUAGCAUCAAGAAAGAUGACAGAUUCUGCAAUUUUGAAACUAGGGAUUGAUGGUGGAGGAUCUUUUUUGAAAGUCAGCUUCACACACAUCAUUGUGGAUGAAGGUGAGACACCGCCACAUAGCCCACUGCAGAAAACAAUCAAAUUGAUGUCUCCACAACUAAAUCAACAAGUGUCAAGCAGCAACUACUGGUAG